Messenger RNA from Bactrocera tryoni, 691 nucleotides. RefSeq names its product protein dpy-30 homolog. Gene Ontology annotation, cellular component: Set1C/COMPASS complex. Bases 190 to 489 code for a protein of 99 amino acids. The transcript has a single exon. Lineage: Eukaryota; Metazoa; Arthropoda; Insecta; Diptera; Tephritidae. The record is from RefSeq and is a predicted model, not a curated record.
CUUGGUUACCGUAUCGAAAUUAUGUUUUCUAUUGUGAACUUUUACGUUCUGACUUUAUUGACAUUUCACACUGGAUUUUACAUCAAAACUAAUAAAUACAAUUUGGAAAAUUGCAUUCGUUUCUAAUAAACUGCGAUAUUUGUUAAUUGCUUAACAACUUAGAAAAUAAUAAUUUGAGCAAUUAUAGUUAUGGAAAAAAAUGACAGAUCAACUACCCCACAACCUGCUCCUGAUCAACAGACUCAAGGUGAUGCUCAAUCCGCAGCAACCAAUCUACAAUCAGCCGCGCAACCUCAAUGUAAAAGACCCCGUCCCGAUCUGAGUUCACUACCCACACGCCAAUAUUUAGAUCAAACAGUAGCGCCGAUAUUAUUACACGGAUUACAGACGUUAGCGCGAGAACGACCUGCAGAUCCUAUUAGUUUUUUGGCGGCAUAUCUUCUGAAGAACAAAAACCGUUGCGAGGAAUCAAUACCAGAAAACAUUUAAAUAAUGGAAAUAUCACAAUUAGAUGUUUGCAAUGAAUUAAGGUAAUACUCAUCUGAAAACUAAAAAUUUGUAGUUUAAGAUGAAUUUCAAUUUUUGUAACUACAUGCUGGAUUACCUCAAUAAUUUUGAAGCGUCAACAAUUGAAAUCUGACAUUGUAUUUAUCAUGUAUUUUAUAAAAUAUCUGGCUUUGCAUAAUAAAAA